Tigriopus californicus is the source of this 720-nucleotide messenger RNA. RefSeq lists its product as uncharacterized. The transcript has 3 exons. Bases 1 to 468 code for a protein of 155 amino acids. Lineage: Eukaryota; Metazoa; Arthropoda; Copepoda; Harpacticoida; Harpacticidae. The record is from RefSeq and is a predicted model, not a curated record.
AUGAAUGUUGAGUAUGUUCCCAGUCAGUUCCACUUCAGGAUCGAGUUUAACGGGGAGCUUGCCCAUGUGUUCAACUUACCUGAUGACAUCCCGGACUUGGAAUUCCAAGAAAUCAGGGCUCAGGGAGAUCAAAGUAUCACGUUCAUUGGCUUUGCUCCACCGGGUACUAAUCCUGCUGUUCCCGUUGGAACUGAGCUUUGGUUUCGUUGUCCUGAGUUCCACGUGUUUAGUCACGACUGGUACCACAACCCACAAGUGAGGAUCACAUGUCAGGAAAAUGGAUUGUUCAGUCUUCCUGAAACUUGGCCCGAGUGUGUGUACCCGGCCACAACUGAAUCCGGACGAAUUGAUGGAGUAUCAAAUGGAUGCAAUGGCACCCUUUGCGGAGGUAUUUUCCCAGGUGAGACAACAAAAUUUGCUUCUGACCUUUGCAGGAGUCGUUUAGAUGUAAUAUUAUCAAGCAUCUAAUGGAAUUCGAACACACGUUUAUUCGAAAUGUUGGUAAAAUAUCAAUAAUAAUCGUUGCCAACGGAAUUUGUGGCGUCAUUGUUGUAGUUCUUGUCGAAGUAGUUGUUGUUGAUGUCGUUCACUUAAUAUCUAUAUCAAUGAUGCGGAUAAGCAGCAGUUCAUAAUUAGUAUACGUCCGUAAUUUUUAUGUACCGUAAAGAUUGUAAAAUGAUCCGGAAAUAAAGCUCGGCACUUGAUUGCUUUGAAGUUGCC